This is a messenger RNA of Athalia rosae (coleseed sawfly), 2227 nucleotides long. RefSeq lists its product as uncharacterized. Bases 96 to 1046 code for a protein of 316 amino acids. NCBI's taxonomy places the organism in Eukaryota, Metazoa, Arthropoda, Insecta, Hymenoptera, Athaliidae. The record is from RefSeq and is a predicted model, not a curated record. The transcript is spliced from 4 exons.
AUUUACCGGUUUCCGAAUUCUUCGACUUCAGAUGAAGUUUUUGAAUCGAGAAUUUCGCCGAUAUCCCGAUUAGCCGAUGCAAUAAAUCGGCAGGAAUGUCCUGCGUCAGCGCCCUGCACUCGCAACUCGUAACUCUCCUAUCCGUUCCCCACGAGAUCCUUUUCCUUCGACACAGGGUCUUCAAGGAGUACGUCAAAAUCGCCGUGGGUCCAGAUUUCAUUCAUACGCUUCCCUCGUUCAUCGUCCUCACCGCGAUGAUCCUCGUACUGUGGAGAAGUCCUCCUAAAAUCGAAUGUGCUACGGUCGUCGCGAGCAGGGCCGCCGUAUUCAGAGCAAUUCAGGUCUUAGCCAGCUGGAUCGUCGUCAAUGCUGUGAUCUGGCUCUGGUUAAUCUUCCAGAGAAUUUUAUACUGCUUCGUCUGGUCCUACUGGAGUUACGAGUCCGAAUAUCGCGAGACAUCGAUGCCAUGGUGGCAACGCGUGUGGUCCUCCUAUUACCCACCGCCUCUUCAACCUCCAAUUUUCUCCGCUGGUUUUAUCAGUUGGAUUUUAUCCAUGAUGGUCGCGAUCGGAAUUCUAGGGUGCGCAACGUCUCCGAACCUCGUGAGAAACGUCCUCUCGGAUUUGGUAAUCGCUGCCCGAGAUUAUCUGCACGUCGUCAGAAACUACAUGACGUGGUCGACGAGCAGAUUCCGAGAGGCGAUCUCUUCCGAGAGAUGCAUGGCGAUCGACGAGAGCGAAAUCAGUUCGGUAUGCGACGACUGCCGUUCCGAAGAAUCGGCUGAUGCGAAUCAAGGGAGAAUCGCACGUCGCGAAGUCCACCCCAUCUCCUACGGUACGAAUUGGACACCACGCCCAAAUUUUUCCGGAUACAAAGCGGAGACCGGGAGAAAGUAUCAGGAAAAGGGAAUCCGCAUAGCCAGCACCGUAGCUGGAAGCUUGACGCGUAGAAACGAGGAAAAAUUAUCACCCAGGCAAACGCGACAUCGCAGGGGCUGUCAUACGGUAAUCCCAAGUAAUUCCAGCGACAAGUCCAGCGCGUGCUGAAGAGGCGCGUGCGGAUCGCACCUGUACUUCGAUGGAUUUUAGAUUUGCCACAGGCGAAUCGUGUUAACGAUAAUCGCAUACAAAUGCUGCAAUUUCAACUGUCGUGGGAAUAUUAUGUUAACGGGGCUAAAAUUUUGUCGGGAUCGUGACGAGCAGCGGGCGAUAUUUUUUGUAGAAUAAUUUAUUUUCGAAUAAUAAUCUCUGACACACUUAAUUUCACGUACUAUGUACAUCGUAAUCUUCAUUCGAUUCGAUAAACGAGCGUUAACGCUCCGCCUCAUCUUCGGUAUUUUAUGAUAAAAUAAUGUUGCAGCUUUCUCCGACGUACAUUGCGAAUACGUUUACACGUUAAGCGGAUCGAGCCUAUGCAACAACGAGAGUUUGUGAAAGUAACUUCGGUACGAUGUACGGUUGUUUCAGAGUAAUUCCGUAAUCGUUGAAAAACGUAAAAUAGUUGGGUCAUUGAAUAAUACAAAUGAAAUGAUAACAAUUAACGGGCGUUACGACAGUGGGACGUGUACCGUGCACACGGAGCUUGAAAAGAUGGAUCGAUUUCCUUACGUCAACGUGUCACGUGUCCCGGAUAGUUAGAGUUCUAUUAGUAAGUUCACGCGGGUCAUACAAGGUCGAAUGUAAGUGAAAAUAGCCUGGAUAGACGUACGACGAGGAGGAAGCUCGAAGGAGAAGGACAGACGAAAAUUUCGUUACAAACGAGAUCGCGAAUGGAUGAUUGAAUUCCAGAGAUCGACGGAUAUUUCAUAACACGCCGCUUUCCAGGGCGCAAUUUUUUCCGUUAUCAUCCCCGUCUGGUUGAAAUUUCUGCGCGUCGUCGACGCUGCAAAUCUUGACCGAACUGCGUCACCUCUUAAUAAAUGUAGGCGUACAGGUAUAUAUAUAUAUUGUACACCUACAAGUCGAGUCCGCAGCUACGUAUCUGAAUUGCGACGUAUGUCAGGGGUGUGUGCAGCUGUAUAGAUAUAGAAAUUGUUUCACAUCACCUAGGGGUAAAGGCAACCCGGAGAUAAAAGCGCAUGCGUUUGGGGGCAUGGCACUCCCCUCAGAAUUGCGCCGUUCGUUUUACUCUACAACGACAACCCUUGUGAGGUAGGUCGCUCAAGGCUCCACAACCUUCUAGAUUAUUCCGACUCCGGGUCGCGUACACACCGAGAAAAAAAAAAAGA